Molecule: messenger RNA, 511 nt
Organism: Cylicostephanus goldi
Lineage: Eukaryota; Metazoa; Nematoda; Chromadorea; Rhabditida; Strongylidae
Source: the annotation of a GenBank genome assembly
ACUCAUUGGCGGGCACUCUGGGAACUGGUAUGCGAACUGUUGGCGAAAUGCGUUCUACACUGCGAUCAUCGCUUCCUGAUAUGAGCAAACCUGCAAAAAUAUACGACCUUGCCGUACUGCAAACAACUAACAAAAAGUUGCCCGAAGAUGCUGAUAGUACCUAUUUUUUCUUAUUCGUAGUGGUGCAUACCGGAGCUUAUAUAUAUGAAAUAAACGCAGAAAGUGCAAAACACCUUUUAACAACAACAUCUCGAGCGUCACUUGGCCCGAGAAGAGUUCGAGAAGCUGUUUGGAAUGAGCCCUAUAGAAUUUUACAAAUUGCCGGAGUGGAAGCGUAUCAAUUUGAAAAGAAAAUACAAAUUGUUCUAGCCAUUGCAUGCUGUUAUUUUUGCCUUUGGAAAGUUCACGCUAAUUGCUAUGUCACAUUUGUUGGAUAUAUGAGUCGACAUUGCUACAAUAGGCGUCAUUAUCGUGAGGCAUCUGUCUGUGAACUCGCUGUUUUUUGUUGAUG